This is a messenger RNA of Sabethes cyaneus, 2364 nucleotides long. RefSeq names its product protein 5NUC-like. Lineage: Eukaryota; Metazoa; Arthropoda; Insecta; Diptera; Culicidae. The record is from RefSeq and is a predicted model, not a curated record. Gene Ontology annotation, biological process: AMP catabolic process. The transcript has 5 exons. Gene Ontology annotation, cellular component: plasma membrane. The coding region runs from base 399 to 2255 and encodes 618 amino acids. Gene Ontology annotation, molecular function: metal ion binding; 5'-nucleotidase activity; nucleotide binding.
AUAAGUAACAAGUAUCUGCGUAUAGUUUUGUGUAUUGAAUCGUGGGCUUCGUCGGGAAACAGGUGAGCUCGUCUCGGCGGUCACGCGUUCCGCAUCCAUCGAGCGAGACCCAUUCAGUGUCAUUUAAAACGCGAUCCGGAGAAGCUAGUCGUACGCGUUUGCGUUCGCGUUCACGAUUUUUGGGUGAUCGUGCAGUUUUCGAGUUUUUUGUUUUGAGCUAAAUUGGUGGAAAACCGAGUGACUUUACAGUGCAGUGCAGGCAAGAGUGCAACGUGUUGCUGAAGAAGACAUCUAGUCGAUCGUUCAUGUGCCAUCCAUAAUUCAUCGGAAUCAAUUCCCAAGAAAGCGAGCAGAGUGCACAGUUCCCUGUUCCCGUGACACGCCACCACCCGAGCCCCAUGACUGUCUUCAGGAUACGAUGGCUUCAGUGGCAGCUGAUGCCGAUACUGAUGUUGCUGAUGGCACUAUCGAUGCCAUCGGUUCAUGCCGCACCGAAGAGCGAUAAUUUCCGGUUGGUUAUCUUGCACAAUAAUGACAUGCACGCGCGCUUCGAACAGAUCGGUGCCUACGGGAACGACUGCCAGCCGGAGGACGUGGCCAACAACCGAUGCUACGGAGGGUUCGCCCGGGUGGCACACAAAGUUCGCGAAUUCCGUCAAACGGAAGCCAGCGGAGGAUUACCGGUAUUGUAUCUAAAUGCCGGAGAUAGCUACACUGGAACACCGUGGUUUACCGUGUUUAAAGACAACAUCACCGCCGCAUUCCUGAACAUAUUAAAGCCUGAUGCAAUUUCCCUCGGUAAUCACGAGUUCGACCUGGGCGUGGAAGGUCUGGUGCCGUUCCUGAACGAAGUAGACUUCCCAGUGUUGGCGGCCAACCUUGAUCUGUCCAACACGCCCAGCAUGCAGAGCACCAAAUCGCUACAGAACUCGAUCGUGUUCGUCAAGGAAGGCGUCAAGAUCGGCGUAAUCGGUUAUCUCACUCCGGAAACGAAACAGCUUGCACCGACCAACACGGUUCUGUACAAGGAUGAGAUUGAGGCUAUCAAUAAGGAGGCCACCGCACUGAAAGCUCAAGGAGUUAACAUUUUGAUAGCCCUGGGACAUAGUGGUUUGGAUCGGGAUAAGGAGAUUGCGGCAGGUUGCCCUGACAUCGAUCUCGUAAUCGGUGGGCAUUCGCAUACUUUCCUCUUCAGUGGAACACCGCCGGAUAUUGAUAAACCGGAAGGACCGUAUCCGGUCGAAAUUACCAAUUCUGCUGGUCAAAUCGUUCCGGUGGUUCAAGCGUACGCUUACACCAAAUAUUUGGGUCAUUUGAAUCUUGAGUUCGAUCCCAGCGGUAAACUGGUGUCCUACGAUGGCAAGCCCAUACUGUUGAACGGCGCUGUCGAACGAGCCUCCGAUGUUUUGGCAUUGUUAGACGUCUACCGACCAGGAAUCCUGACAUUAGAUAUAGUCAUAGGACAAACACUGGUGCUGCUAGAUGCCACAAGAUGUCGCUUUGAAGAGUGCAACAUUGGAAACUUGAUCGCCGAUUCGAUGGUUAUGACCCACGCAGCAUCUCGUGAAGAAAACUCCGAAUACUGGACGGAUGCGGCAAUUGCUUUCGUGCAAGGCGGAGGAAUCCGAGCGUCCAUCGAACCGGGAGCCGAUGGAAACAUCACCAAAAGGGAUUUACUGACGGUGCUUCCCUUCGGAAAUGCGAUCAUACUCGCGGAAGUUACCGGAGAAACUAUCCGGCAAAUGUUGGAACAUAGCGUGGUUCGAUACGAUGGUUCGCAAGGUUACGGCGAAUUUCUACAGAUGUCGGGAGUUCACGUCGUGUACGACCUGAGUAAGCCGCCUGGUCAACGAGUGGCGAGCGUGGAGGUUCGUUGUGCUAACUGCAAGACUCCAACUUUUGCCCCACUGUACGAUUACGAUCGGCACAAGAUCCUUGUUAGCCAGUUCCUGUGGGAAGGUGGUGACGGCUAUACGAUGUUUAGCGGUAGGAAUUUCCAGGUGCUUACCUGGGGGGACUUCGAAAUCACCGAGGAGUAUUUGAUGCAAUCCUCACCCGUAUACCCGGCUAUCGAGUGGAGAAUUACGAUGCAGGGACAGGUGAAUCCGGACCACACGGAAGCCACGACGAUCGGUCCGGGUACGACGACACCGGGCACAGACGGCGACGGUGGUGCUGCCGGAGAACUGAAAGCUACGAUGGCGGCUGUCGUAGUGCUUGCAUUUAUUAGCAUUUCUCGACGAAUGUUAUUCUGAUGUGUGUCUAAGUAUUGUUUAGAUGUUCCUACGUUUACGGCUGGAAAAUACUUAUUCUGAGACGCGGAAAGUAUUUCUAGAAAGUGUACAAAAUAAACAUAUUUGUUGU